AGACGUAAAUUUUUAGUCUGUUGGCGUCAAUGUAAAAGAGUAUUUUAGCGUCUGUCUGCGUCGUUUGUGCCGCGUUUUCAAUGUCAGCUGUUUUCAAACUGACAAAUGUUUUUCUCCUAGUUUACUUAUGCCCGCGACUUUUAUUUACUAUCAGUUUAUCAGCGUGAAGAUUAUCGCCCGGCUUCGUUAACGCGUGUAAUUAUUCGGUAUUGUUUUCGGUUCUAGUACAUAUUCAGUUUUACUUUCGUGUUCAUUUACGGUAAUAAUGAGUACCGAUGGCUUCUUGCGAAGAUAACUCAGCAACAAAUAAUGAUCCAGGAAAAGAAUCAAUAAAAAAUGAAGCUAAUAUAAGCACGGUGAAUUGUGGUAACAAAGGCUGGCACAGUGGCGCCGCAGAGAAUCACUUAAUCGUCUCUAUAAAUGGAAAUUUACAAACUGCACACACAAUAAAAGAAGCGGAAACCGAAUGUUUGAAAGUUUUGUUGAAAAAAAACCAAACCGCUAAAAGAAUCGAAUUGAAUGAUACAAUAGAUUCCUCAAAUCAACAAAACGGAAAUCACUCGAAUACAAGUCCAGAAGCCGACAGUACAUCAAACGAUAUCUACUCUACAAUGAGCGGCCUAAACAAGCACUCGAUUACCAACAACGAAACUAGUACUAGUCAGACACCUAGUAAAAAAUUUAAGCACGAUUCGAUAUUAGAUUAUAAACUAGAAAAUUACAUUUCCGAAAAGGAAAUAAACGAGAUGAUAAAAAAAUACGAAACAUACAGCGUCGAAAAAAGAACCUGCGCUGUGUACGAUAUGAACACAAUUAGCACCAUCUCCCACAAUAUUGUAAUUAAUCCGGUAUCCGGCGAAGUUGAAUCGAUCGUAAGAAAAGACUACGACAAGACGACGACUCCUCAGUGUCCAGCACCUCUUAGUCCUCCAAGUAACGCGUCGCUCGAUAUCAUCGAAGAAGAAGUAGGCAACGAUGAUGAUUCCUAUCAGUCUUCCGAUUCUGAUGAUCGAAGCAGUGUUCGAUUAUGCAGUAACAGUACCCAGACUGAUCUCGAAUCAGAUUUUAAGGAAAGUAGUCCUAAACCAGAGCCAGAUCUAUGUAAGUUGAAAAAAUCGCAAACGUUGACCAGUAAUUUACACAAACAAGGAUUUGAUGAUAACAGCUGGACCCUAGAUAUUUCCUCUGCUUCAGAUGAACAACUUCAGCCGAUUCAAAUUCAACAAAUAGUAGAGAAAAAACCGCCUGAUAGACUCAAUGUAGUUUCAACUCCACCGGAUCAGUAUUUCAAAAACAGCGUGGAAAUCAAAAAAAUGUUUCAAACAGCUCGAAACGAACAAACUGAUAGUUCUGGUUAUACAGAACAACAAUUAACAAACUGUGAUGAAUCAAGUGAUAAAAUACCUUAUACUAUAGAUUUUCAAGAAUUGCUUUCCAAAUUCAGCGGCGUUAUUGACUCAAAACCGUGUCUCAAGAGAACAUUGCCUAAUACUCCAAUAAAUCGAACAGUUUCCUUUCCAGCAAUACCAAAUUUUCAAAAUACCAACUCCCAAGAUAUCACGAAACGUCUCUCAACUGGUUACAAGUUACAGCAAGAGGUUCGAAAUGAGAAUCAAUAUGGUAGGAUACAAAGAAUAGACAACCAAGGGUCAAAAAUCAACGAAAGGUAUCAGAUUUCUUGUGAUAAAUGCGGCAACCACGUAAAUAUAAAAGAAAACAACGUGUAUUCAAGUAACGACUCCGUGUACUCAAAUUCUCUCAAAAGCCCUUCCAGCUUCACUUUCUAUCCAGCAAACGUCAGGUAUUCCAAAGCUCUGACCAGUAGCUCGAACUCCUCUAAACGUAAUUCAUCAUGCUCGAUUGAUCGUAACUCUACAUACAGCAUGUCCAGCGAUUCUAUGUCCAUAGGGUUGAAUUAUGGCACAAAUGAUACCUUAUCUAAUUUGAACAGAAGCACAUCUAGUGGCACAUUGUCGCGUAAUUCCCCGUACGGCACUUAUGGCACUAUAAGAAAAGAAUACAAAACCACCUCUGAUGCUUCCAGGCGAAUCGUACCCACUCGUCAUUCCUCGUAUAAUGCCGUAAAUCGUCUAUCAAUGAGUAGUACUUUGAGUAGCACUGGUAGCUCAAUAUACAGCACAUUGGGUCGCGCUUCGAUCAACAGUUCCAGCACAUCUAGAAAUUCUUCGUGUAGUACGAUCAAUCGAACCAGUACAUCUAAUUCUGAAAAAAUGGCAUUGUACAGCCUGCCUAAUAAAUCGAAUCGAUACGAGGCUCAUAUUAAAUCCAGACAAAAUAUCCAAAAAUCUUUCAGCACACCGAGUAUAUAUAAAAGUACCAGUAUGACUAGCGAUACUUCUUACCAACAACCCCCAAAAAGAAGGCAAUACAAACCAUCUAAUACAGGAAAUGCUGUCACGGAUGAGGUUACUAACUCUUUGAACGAAUUGUCAAAAAAAUACGAUGCUUACAUCAAAAAUAAGGAAUACGUAGAAUCUAGCAGCGAUACAAACACUGACAGCACUGUACGAUACGUUCCAGAUGACCUGGACUCAUUAAUAAAAUCCGACGAGCCCGAAUACGUAAAUAUAUCAAUCGACAGGGUACCGACAUUGAAAAAAUUAUCCUUAAAGGCUAUCUUAUCUUACGAAAAUGGUAUAGAUUUACUCAGCAAUAUAUACUUCGUUCCACCUCAGAAAUCUACCCACCUGAAUAAAUUGGUAAAAGGCACGAAAUGCUGCCAAUGUCCGCAUCACGAUCACCGUCUCGUCCCACGUAAGAAAGAAAAACCGAUAAAAUUUGAUUCAAAUUUACACGAAAUGCAUCAAAAAUUCACCGAAAGACGAGGUUAUUUUGAAAACACGAGAGUAACACCAAUAAGAAACGAACUCUUAGUCGAAGAUAUCUAUUCACCAAAAACGCCUCGAAGUUGUAUAUUCAACGUGGACGAAAAUUACACCAAAGAAUUACUCGAAGAAGCGGCCAAUUUGUUGGCUUUACGUAAAUAUCGAGAAACUCGCAUACGAAAUACGAUAAACAGGCACUACUUGGAUCGAAAUUUCGACCUGGUUACCUACAAGGUGGAAACGCCUACGCUGAGUAAUCGACUCAAAAGUAAUUAUCGGGAUGCCGAACACGAUGAACCUAAACGAGCUUCGAGUAACUCGCAUCACCAACGUAUUUUGGAAUUAAUCCAGAACAAAAAACAAUUUACAAUCGAUCAAAUCGAAAACAAUGUUAUACCGCGAACACCGCACAACGAGACCAAAAUAAAUACCAAUCGGCAGUCUUUCACUGUCGAAAAAUCUCAUUCCACUGAAACUGUAACAACAAAUCGCGAACUUGCGAAAGUUCAGUCGACAAAACACGCGAAACACGGUACCGAAAUUCGUUCGCAAUCCGAGCCCAGGACAAACUCGUCACAAGCUGAUCAUCGGCAAGUGAUGUACGCCGAGUACAUGAGAAAAAUCGCCGAAAGAUUAGAAAGAAAACAGAAAAAAGUCAUACGUAUUACCAGCAGAUCGGAUACUGCUCCAACUAUGGUGAAAAUAUUCAACGAAAAUGUUUCCAAAGAGAAACCCUGCAGCUUAGAGGAAGAAUUCAUGCAGAAAGCUAGAACAAGACUGCAUAAGUUGGGCUUCGAUGUUGAAGAAUUCAGCUCAAACGAAACCACUGAGGAGGAGUCGUCGACGUCGUCCAAGGUGCAGGAGGAGAUCCCGAGUCAUAUACGCGAGUUUAUCCAAUUUUCACAGCAAGAGAUCUUUAAAGAAGAGGGUGUUUGGUCUCCUGGACAAACUCGUAAAUUAGAGCGUCGUUCUUCAGACGUCGGCGAUCAACAGAAAGAAUCGCCGAAAAACGAUUCCGGAUCGAAUACGCCGAUUGUGUGGUCUCCUCGAAGUGCUCCUUCUAGUCCUAGCAGCGAACGAAAAUCCUACCGACCAGUUAAAUUCGAUUCUCCGACACUUUCCAGAAAGACUGUAUCGAUAAAAACUUCGGAACCGGAACAGACAUCAAAUGAAUUGAAUUUAAAACGAUCUACUAAUACAGCAUUUACCCCUAUCACUAAAAAGAAAAAUGCCCAUUCCCAAACGCCAGUAUGUGAUAACGGAUACGAUAGUACAAAAAAUAAUCAAAGUAUCGAAGAAUCAAAAGAAAUCCAUUCGAAUUUCAACACUAUCAACUCCACAAAUUCUGUAAAUCUCAAUUUUAAUUCGACCAGUAAACUUCCUCGAGCUCAAAAUCCAACUAUAACUUUAUUACAAAAAGCAAGAGAAGGACAACUGCCCAGAGGAGCCUUGUAUCUAGAUCAUAUAAUGAAUGAAAAGGAAACCAGGGAAACGAAUAAAAGGAACAUAGAAUCGAACGAAAUAACGUACACAGUGCAACGACAAUACGAAAGCGAGAACGAAAACAGUAAGAGACCGAAAAAAAUGGCUCAACAUUCGGAUAGAAAAAUUGAUGGAAUUGGGCCAACGACCAAAGAAGGAAUUCCAACUAUUCUCAGAUCAGAAAUAAGAGACAAAGAUCAUCAAAAAUGGUACAAACAGAUGUACGAAUCGUUGCACAAAUCCUAUGACGAUAAUGAUUUUGUAACUGUACGAUACAAAACAAAAGCACGAGACAGAGGAUACAUACAUAGCGGCGGAGGUUAUCAAUCUGAACCGGAACAAUUCAGCGGAUAUAAUUCGGAUUUCGAUGCAUCGCGAUAUACGACUUAUGAUGACAGAAACAGUAAAAAUAAAGAAAAUCAAUUUACUUUCGGCACCAUACCAAGGUCAAGCAGUGCAAGUGCCGUUAGACACGGGGUGAACGUUUAUAAAAAUCAACCUGGCAGAAUAGAAGACUAUGAACCAGGCCAUUCCUCAAUAGCUCAAAAAGAAACCAAACAGUGGUGGGAUGAAGUAAUGGAUAUGUUUGACAAUAAUCUUCCCGAAGGAACGUAUUCACCUGCUAGUCAUCGAAAACCAUUUUCAACCCUGCACGGAUCAGGGUAUGAAAGUGAUUCGACCUUGGUAUUUAAAAGGCGAGAAGAUAAUCAACAACAAGUUAUGUCCCCCGCUGAACAACGAUCCUUAUAUAAAUCAAUACAAAUGGGUGGAGAAGUUCCAUUGCAUGGAUUACGUAAACCUGCACCUGAAAAGCCUAAAGAUGACUCUGAUAUCGAGUACUUCCCAAUUUCUCCUCAUCUGACUCGCAUUCGAGUACAUAAAAACAAACCAAACGAUGAAAGAGAAAAAAAGAAACUGCUAACAUUCUCCUCAUUCAAACGCAGUGCUAGAUUGGCAGCUGCAAUCAGCAAUCCACCAGCUCCCCCAGUACCAGUGCGUAAAUCUUCUAAAUAUUCCGCAUUGAAAUUAUGUUCCAAGAUGUCUUUUUCCAAACCAUACACCAUUCAGUCAAAGAAAAAAGAACCGCCUACAAAACAAUCAAAUUUAUCAUCACCAAAAGUAGUGAGACAAAUUAUGAAUGAAGGAGAUACUAAGAUGGCCCCAGGAACAAUAGUAAAAAGCUCUACAACCUAUUACACAUCUGGUAAGAACCAAAAAGAAGACAAAUCUUUAAAAGUUACAGUUGCCAUAUCUACAAAAGGUAAAGAUAUUCUGAAAACUUCUUCCUUCUCCAAAACUGCUUCAAAAACAAAAAUCAACCCCACGACAAAAAAAAUUGAAAAAACAUCUGUGAAAAAUCCAAUCACCACAAACCCAAGCAUUGAGAAGGCUGAACUGAAACCUACCAAUAAACCAAGGAAAAAUUCAGACCCAACCAAAAAAAUUAAAAAAGAUGAUAAGAAAAAGAAAAGGAACUCUACUGAAAAUGGUGAAAAAAAAGAACAAAAUCCAAGCCACAACCCUGUGCAAUGUGAAGUUUUCAUACCCAAACCUGAUGACCAAUUUGGAGAUGGAUUUUUUCAAAAUUUACUGGGCACAGAGGAUAAUUUGGGCCAAAGAAAACAUGUAUCCUAUACAAAAAUAAAAUCCGAGCCAAGUCUGAAUUCUUUGCAAAUAUACUUGAAGCACAAAAAACCAGUUUCAGAGUCAAGAAUUCGAUACUUGGAGAAAGAAUUACUGCAAAAGCCACAAAAUUAUUGGGAAUUAGAUGAGCACAGUGUAUGGAAUAGAACAGAGAGUAAAUUCUGGUUGGGACGUAGUUCUAGUGAGCCACCACCUAUUCACAAUAAAGAGAACAAAUUUGGGGAACGCAUUACAUCCCCUUCGAAUCGUCGAAUUACAAGUAGAAGCAGUAAAUCUCCGGUUAAACCAGUUGAAAGCAUAUCUGGUGUGAGAAUGAAAACUAAAAAAGAUGCUCAAAAUUUGAACAGAAGCACUAGUUCUUUGAGUUUAUCACAUUUAACAGACCAUGCUGAUUAUCAAAUGUAUGUAAUGGAACUGAUGCAUUCCACUCGUAAAUCAGAUAGGUUCAAAGAACUCAAAUCAUUUUAUUCGGCACUGGAAAGGAAAGGUUUACUUGAAAAGACUGCUUUUAAUUAUGACCUCAGGCCCAGGUUAAAAGGUGAGGAAGUUAUUGAUUAUGAACGAUGGAAAGAAUUGCGUAAAAAAGAAAAGGCAGAAGAGGAAUUGAAAGCUUUGUAUGAAAAACUGAAAGUUGAUCAAAAAUAUAAGAAUUUACUGUUCUGUCCCAAUGAUGCUGAACAAUUACGAUGGAGGAGAGAACGUGAGAGGGGUCUGAAGAUUAGGGAGAAAUCUGUAGAGGAUCUUCGACAACAGUUUCAACAUUCUGAAGAUCAGCAUAGGCCUCGAAGUAGACUGGAACUUAGUAAAGAUGUUUAUAAACCUUUAUGGAGAGGCCUUUCUGUUCAAGAUGUUGCCAAUGCUUAUAAACAUGUGACAUCUUCAAAUCGGGGCAGGCCAGUUUUAGAAGCUAAAAGAUCUUUAUCAGAAUCUACAAGACCCUUAAGACAUGAUAGACAUAUUGGAACUCGUGUAUGGAGUAGUUUAUCAAUGGAACAACUGAAUGCAUUGAAAAGUCAACUCAAUGACAUUUACAGCACUGUAUCCAACUUGAAACGUGAACGAAUUCAAAAAAUAUUGAAAGCUUGUUCAAAAAAUGAAAUUACUGUCGAUGGUUCAGAUUCUAGAACUGGACUACAUGUUCGCUGUAAUUCUAUGAUCACAAAAGAUCAAAUGUAUUCACCGUCAUUGAAGAAAAAAGAACGACUGCAAGAGGGUAAGAAGUCAGAUUCCAUAGGCUCAUUGCCAACAACUAGAGAUGAUGGAUUUUCAGAAAAUGAGAAGAAGAAGAUAUCAAAAAAACUUGGCAAUGAGUUGAUGGAUAGAAUGAAAUCAGGUAGUGUGCAUAAGAAACGUAAAAGCAUCACAGGGUUAGUUAUACCACGUGAAACCAUGGGUGCUGUUGCAGCUGUUAAAAGCAAACGAAAAUUAUCGCCAAAUAGAGAUGCUAAUCUAUCUCCUAGGACAUGUUAUUCUUUAGACGUAUCAGAAGAUGAGUUGGGAAAAGAUGACAAACAUGAUAAAAAUAACUUUUUGCUGGUUUUAACUCCAGAACAACAUGGAGAUAUUUUCAAUGCUCAUCCCAUAAAGGCAACCAGUGAUACAGAAAGUCUCAGUUCUAAUGCCUCCACUGUGAUUCAUCUUGGUAAAACUGAAACACCUGGACAUAAACGCAAAUAUAACCAAGAAAUUGUACAAAGAAAGAAAUUCAUUCGAGAAAAAUCAGCCAAUUUAUAUUCAUCCUCCUCAGUGACAGAUUUCAAAGAAAUAUUUGGCGAGCAUUACAGAUCUCUAUCUCCCAUCAGUAACCCUAGGACCGAUUCUAGAUCAUCUUACACCCCUAAUAAACGACAUCAAAAUCUAUACGGUAGUGAGACAAGUCUGUACUCUAGAUCCAGAAGUGUUUCUCCAGAUCCUACCAAGUACUACAGGGCUUAUUUAAAAAUGGUCAAAGCUGGAGAUGUUAGACGAUUACGUAACAAAUUUGAAAGUCUUGAAGAUCUGAGGACUCACAGUUCACAUAGAUUCAACCAGCCUUACAAAAGAUACCGCAGUGAUCCAGAGCUAACUCGUUUAUUGUUACAAAAACGAUCUGACAAAACCAUCAUCAAAGGGCAUGAAUACGGUGAUGUAAAAUACAUGAGAGAUAAAUAUGAAAGAAAAUAUGGUCUAAGGAAAUAUUGUAGAUCAGUAUCACCAAUACCUAAAAUACCAUUAAGUUACGAAAAUCGUCUCAUGCCUCAUAUAAAUGUCAUAAGCAAACAAGCAGAUUUAAUGCAAAAAAGAUCCACAUCCCCUACUUCAAAUCGCUAUCAUACUGGAGAGGUUGAUAAACUCAAACGUAAAUAUGAACAAGAUCGUAUGUCUCUUAUAGGACAAAUGUUUACUUCUAGUCCAGAUAUUAGAGAACUACGAAAUAUAUCUCCGUACUUAGAAUGCGAGUGGAUAGCUCAUCAAUAUCCUGAACCCAUUUCACCCAGGCCUAUUUCCCCAUCUCCAGUAUUCCGCAAACAUUAUUCUUCUUCUAGACCUUCCUCUGUAUCUCCUAUAAGACGAAAGCAGUGUUCAAUUUUAAAACAGAAACCAAACUAUGAUGCUUUUGCCAAUCAGCGUUUUGAUCCAAAUAUGCAUAGACCAGUCUACAGAUACGAGCCACCUUCAGAAUAUAAUUCCAGUUGCUAUUCGUAUUAUUCUUCUAGACCAACAACAGUGAAAUUUAAAGAACCUGUUACAAGAUCGCAUGAGUCGUUCCAUCAAUUAGGAUCAAGUACUGGGAGAAUCAAUGAUGAAAAUCGUUACGAUAAUUAUGAGUCGCCGCAUAAAUAUGCCGAAUCAGAGGUAACAUUACAGUACAAAAUACCAGUACGUAAUGAAAUAAAAGAAGCAUGGAGCGAAGAAGAGUUGAACAGAAGGCAGGCCGAAACAAUGCGCAGAAUAUAUCAAGAAGAACGGAGAAGAAAAUAUUUACAAGAAUUACAAGAUAUGUCAAAUCGCAGACACACCGAUAACUUAUUGCCAUCGCAAAAGUCACCAAUUCCACUGAAUCGUUACGACGAUGUUUUGGAAGAACCAGCGCCACAAAGAUCCAGAAGUCGCACACCAGAACCAAAAUUAGUCGCCAGAGCUUUGUACCAUUUUACUGGACAAACAUCAAGAGAAUUAACUUUCAGAAAAGGAGAUAUCAUUUUCGUCAAGAAGCAAAUUGAUAAGAACUGGUAUGAAGGCGAGCAUAACGCUAUGAUUGGACUGUUUCCCAUUAAUUAUGUUGAGAUAAUUCCGUACGAUGAAAUACGAACGUUACCAAAAAGACCAAGUGAAGGUCAAGCCAGAGCCAAAUUCAACUUCGUAGCUCAAACUAAUUUAGAACUAUCAUUAGUAAAAGGGGAAUUAAUUGUAUUAACUAGGCGAGUAGAUGAUAACUGGUAUGAAGGAAGGAUCGGUAAUCGAAGAGGUAUAUUUCCAGUUACCUAUGUUCACGUCAUACGAGAGCCUGGUGAGUACGAAGGACUUACAGAUUCUGCGGAAACCGCGCAUAAUAAUGUUCGGAAACCAGUAGCAGCGCCAGCAGCGCAUUCCCUUAUAACUAACCAACAAUCUUUGCCUUCUCAACACAAUUACCAGCCUAAUAGUUAUACGACACCUAUAACUUUACCUCGCACCACAACGAGGUCACAACGAGAAGUUAAUACUUUACCUCUGAAUGAAGCACUUCACAUAGAUACCAACUCAGAACCCAUACCCAGAUAUCGAGCUUUGUACAAUUACAAACCACAAAAUGAAGACGAGCUAGAGUUAAAAGAAGGCGAUACAGUGUACGUAAUGGAAAAAUGUGAUGAUGGCUGGUAUGUAGGAUCCAGUCAAAGAACAUCACAUUUUGGAACUUUCCCAGGAAAUUACGUUGAAAGAAUCUCCUAAAUUAAUAAG
Messenger RNA from Planococcus citri (citrus mealybug), 9893 nucleotides. RefSeq lists its product as uncharacterized. The coding region runs from base 276 to 9884 and encodes 3202 amino acids. The transcript is spliced from 28 exons. Gene Ontology annotation, molecular function: protein binding. Lineage: Eukaryota; Metazoa; Arthropoda; Insecta; Hemiptera; Pseudococcidae. The record is from RefSeq and is a predicted model, not a curated record.